AUGACAGUGUGUGUCAGAAGUGCUCAGUUGACUGUGUGCUUUAGAAGUGUUCAGUUGAUAGUGUGUGUUCCCGUCGCUUUCCAGGCUAAACUUACGAAGGCAAUCAGCAGGCUCUCAGAAAAAGAAAUUAUCAAAUACGACGAAGUGAUUAGCAAUGUUGGAAAUGGAUAUAGUCCUAGUACUGGUAUAUUCACAGCACCAGUGGACGGGAUAUAUUUUUUCAGUUGGACAUACAUGACAAAGAAGGGGGCUAUUGCUUAUAUUGGAGGAGUAGUAGAUGGCAAAAUUCUAGUUUAUUCGGCCAUCCAUGGCCAAUCAGCGGACUAUCAGACCACAACGGCACACCUGUUUGUGAAAGAGGUUUAUAAUGAGCCACUUGUAGACUUAUUUACAACUGAAAAAGAACCAGUCAUCAAUCAAAGUGAAAAUGUGAAAAGUAUGCUCAAACACGAGUGCUGA
Saccostrea echinata is the source of this 459-nucleotide messenger RNA. Its product is annotated as complement C1q subcomponent subunit B-like. Gene Ontology annotation, molecular function: protein binding. Bases 1 to 459 code for a protein of 152 amino acids. The record is from RefSeq and is a predicted model, not a curated record. The transcript has 3 exons. Lineage: Eukaryota; Metazoa; Mollusca; Bivalvia; Ostreida; Ostreidae.